AUGCAAUUCUACACUUCUUCACUCAUCUUGGCGGCUUCGGUCAGCUUGAUCUCAGCCACGCCCACCCCGAGCUACUUCAACAAGCGGCAGGGAGUCUGUCUUUUUGCAGAUGUUAUUUCGCCCAACAGUGCCAAGACAGGACAAGAGGAAGGAACAGCAGGUAUUAAGGCCGGACAAGCCGCCUCCGCCACAGAUGAAAACAACUUCAUCAACUUCUGUACAGGAUCGCUCAUCACUAACGGGCUACAAGCUAAUGGUGGAUCAUGCAACCCCAUCCCCAUGGGCCGCAUUCCAAGUGUCGAGAACAUGAUCAGCGCGAUAAUCACUGAGCCUGCCCACAAUGCGGAGGUCCCAGCUAAUACAGACUUCACUGUCAGCGUUCAGACAAGAGGUCUUGACGCGGGAGCGUUCACCAAUCCUGACGUUACGUACUACUCGGCCCCACAAGACCUCAACAAUAAUGGUCAGAUCAUCGGCCACUGCCACAUCACUAUCUCGCGACUCGGGGAGAGUGCCGAUGACCAACAAGGUCUCACCACUCCUCCCGACCCGAUCAAGGGGGAUCCGAAUGCCAGCAGUGUUGCGUUCUUCAAGGGUAUAGAUGACGCUGGGAACGGCCAAGGUUUGCUUAGUGCUCUCGUCGGUGGUGGUCUCCGCCCCGGGUUCUACCGCGUGUGCACCAUGAUAUCCGCGAGGAACCAUCAACCAGUGAUGAUGCCUGUCGCCCAGCGCGGUGCUCAAGACGACUGUACCAAAUUUACCGUUGUCGAUAAUGGCACGCCGGCCGUCGACCCCGCCCAAGACGAAGCAGACGAUGCCGAGUCUGGUGUCGUUACUCCAGCCGGUGACGCCCCUAUCGGCGAUGCUCCUGCCAAUGGCGAGCAACCAGCUGCCCCGGUUGAAGCUGCUCCUCUUCCAGAAGUCGUUGCCCCUGCGCCUGGCGAAAACCCCGUCGAGACUCCCGCCGAGGAAGCCCCACCAGUCGAGCAACAGCCUCAGCUUGCAGAUAUCACUGAAGCCGUGAUUGAUAUGGUUGCUGGUCUCGGUGGUGCAGGUGAACAGAUUCGCAUGUCAUCAGGCGUUCUAGGUGGACAAGCGCCUUUCAUCGUUGACUCUGGCGAUGCCGCAAAUCCGUUCAUGGUCAACAGCAUCAUGUUUAGUAACGCACAGGAGGCUGUGGUGCGCUCAUGCCGUAUCCAGUACCGCACCUGUAAGGCUAUGGCACAGGCGGGUGCGCUGCAGGGCGGGAACAUUGACGAUUGUCGCGAGCAGCGCCGAAACUGUGGUGCUGAGCCACAGGAUAUUGCCAAGGCGGUACAGGCGAAGAAAUGA
Pseudovirgaria hyperparasitica is the source of this 1332-nucleotide messenger RNA. RefSeq lists its product as uncharacterized. Lineage: Eukaryota; Fungi; Ascomycota; Dothideomycetes; Acrospermales; Acrospermaceae. The record is from RefSeq and is a predicted model, not a curated record. The transcript is spliced from 3 exons. Bases 1 to 1332 code for a protein of 443 amino acids.